This is a messenger RNA of Rhagoletis pomonella (apple maggot), 1065 nucleotides long. RefSeq lists its product as uncharacterized. Gene Ontology annotation, biological process: DNA integration. NCBI's taxonomy places the organism in Eukaryota, Metazoa, Arthropoda, Insecta, Diptera, Tephritidae. The coding region runs from base 1 to 1065 and encodes 354 amino acids. Gene Ontology annotation, molecular function: nucleic acid binding. The transcript is spliced from 2 exons. The record is from RefSeq and is a predicted model, not a curated record.
AUGCCUACCAUUCGACGCUCGCAGACCGAUUCUGUUGCCGUCAAAUCAUGUUGUCGCAGCACUGAUCGUCCAACACUACCACGAACAGAACCACCACCAGAAUACGGCAGUCACAAUCAACGCCGUAAGACAGAGAUUCUGGAUUCCGCACAUAAAGACACUCUUAAAGAAGUAGGGCGACGAAGGGAGAAAAGGUGGGGUGUCAUCUUCACCUGCUUGACCGUGAGGGCAGCGCACAUUGAGUUAGCCGAAAACCUCUCAACGGAUGCGUUCAUUCUGUGCCUACGGAAUUUUAUUAAUCGUCGCGGCACCCCCGUGAGAAUCAGGAGUGAUAACGGCACGAAUUUCAUCGGUGCCCAAAAGGAGUUGAAAAACGCUGAACAACUAUUCGACAUCGACCGCAUACAAGCAGAGGCCGCAAAUAGAUAUAUAGAUUGGAAAUUUAAUUGCCCGUCCAACCCCAGCGCUGGUGGCUGUUGGGAGCGGCUGAUUAGAAUCGUGAAGUCCUUGCUGAGUCAUACGCUGCGUGAAGUGGCGCCGAGAGUCGACACCCUACAAUCUGUACUCAUUGAAGCUGAGAGUAUUAUAAACUCCCGCCCGCUAACGGACUUGCCUUUGUCACACGAAGACGAUGAGCCACUCACACCGAACCACUUUCUGAUCGGGUGCGUUAACUCAACUCAAACCCCUCAUCCGGUCGAUGAGAAAAUUUGUCUGAGGAAGCAGUGGCGAAUAGCGCAGAAUCUCAAAGAUCGCUUGUGGAAACGGUGGACCACGGAAUAUUUGCCUCAACUCAUUUGUCGCAGCAAGUGGAGGGAGAAAGCGAUCGCGUUGCAAAUCAACGACUUAGUGCUAAUAUGUGAGCCAUCUCAACCACGCACUCACUGGCAGAAGGGUCGUGUUACGAAGGUCUUCCCCGCAAAAGACGGCCAGGUUCGCGUAGCGGAAGUGAAGACAAGCAGCGGACUUUUACGUCGUCCUGCCACACGCCUAGCUCGGCUAAUCGUAGAAGGUGAAUCUCGGGAAGAUUCACGGGGGGAGGAGUGUUGGGAACCCUGUCACUAA